ACAGAUCGAAUCACAGUAUGUUUGUUUAUCUUUAUGUUUAUGUACCUUGAUAUUGUUUUGUUUACUGUUGUGAAUAUGGCGUCGUUGGUGGCAGAUUACAGUUCUACUGAUUCGGAAAGUAGCAGUGACACAGAUUCAGAAGAAGAUGUCGAAGAAACGAACAAAGGAGGCUGCAGUUCUGAGAAGCUUCCUCAUCCUGAGUUUGGCUCUGCUGGCAUAUCCUGCAUGAAGAGUUCUGUGUUCUCUAAUCCCUUUGUAGAGGCAGAAAAUGCAAAGAAAGCCAUUCUUGAGAAACAUGUUAAAAUGACACCAACAAAAGAAGAGAUAACGAUGAUUAAUGGGAAGAAAAUAUGUUGGAAUUUCAGGAAAGGAAGAUGUAGGUUUGGCCACAACUGCAAAUUUGCACAUGAUUCUGAUUUGCCAAAUGUGAAUACAGAAAAUCAGUCUGAAAGUGGUGAUGUAUAUAAUGGUCAGACAGUUGUUUUACAUGACAGUGUUGGAACUGGUGAUUCUGAAAUUAGCAAAUGUAGUGAGAAUUUACUAAGUGUAGUAAGUAAGAAAAAGAGGCCAGGUCUUGCGCAGGAACUUGUUCCUGGAAAGAAGGUACUGAAAUUGUACAAAAAACAAAAAGUUAAGGAUGGUAUUUGGAGUGGUAGCACAGCUGGUAACAAGUGAAAAUGUUUCUAACUGGAAAUGAAUUGCAGUUUUUCUUUUAAUUAUAAAUAUGAACUUCUAAUAUAUACAUUUUAGUUUUAUUAAAUGGUAUUCUACCAACUUAAAA
Molecule: messenger RNA, 781 nt
Organism: Schistocerca piceifrons (Central American locust)
Lineage: Eukaryota; Metazoa; Arthropoda; Insecta; Orthoptera; Acrididae
Exons: 2
Coding region: 34-675 (213 amino acids)
Molecular function (GO): metal ion binding
Source: RefSeq, a predicted model, not a curated record